Molecule: messenger RNA, 1690 nt
Organism: Wyeomyia smithii (pitcher-plant mosquito)
Lineage: Eukaryota; Metazoa; Arthropoda; Insecta; Diptera; Culicidae
Gene: Non2
Product: nucleolin
Exons: 2
Coding region: 303-1160 (285 amino acids)
Cellular component (GO): nucleus
Source: RefSeq, a predicted model, not a curated record
UCUGUGUGUUAGUGAACCGGCAACUGGCUUUCCUCGCGCUCUAGCCGUGUAUUGGUCUCUCCGGAAUCGAACGCCGAUAUUGUGAGCCACCACCAAACCGUGCUUGGUUCUUCUGAUUGAAAAAAGUAAAAAUUAUCACGGUCAAACGUUGCGGUUUAUCACUUUUUAGGCGGUUUUCACGUUCCGAAACCCCCGACAGCUUCAGUGCGAUUAUCGUGUACUGCAGGAACCAGCUUUGGCCGGCGCAAGGAUUCUAGACAUCUUCCGAGUGAAUUUGUGAUUUAGUAAAGAGAAAAAAAAACAUGGCAGAACCAAGCAAGGAAGAACUUCGCAAAGAAAUCGCCGUGAUCCUGAAGGAUGCCAACCUGGAGGAAACAGCGGCCAAGAAGGUGCGCCUUCAGCUGGAGACCAACCUGAACUGCGACCUGUCCGGCCGGAAGAAGGAAGUCGACGAUCUGGUAAUGGAGUACGUUAACGCCCAGGACGAGUCCGGCGAUGAGGAGGAGGAAGACGAGGAAGAAGAAGAGGAGGAGGAAAAGAAGCCGGCCAAGAAGAACGACAAAAAACCAGCCGGUAGACCGAAGAAGAAGGACAGCGAGGAUGAGGACGAGGAGGAGGAUGACGAAGAUGAGGAAGAGGACGCAUCGGAUGAGGAUGCCGGUAAGAAGAAGGGUAAGCGUGGUGCUCCUGGUAAACGAGGUGGAUCAGCUAAAAAGAAGAAGCGCGGAUCGGAUAGCGAGGAAGAUUCAGACGGAUCCGGAGAAUCGGAUGACGAUUACAAACCAAACAAGGGUCCUAAAGCAGGCGCGAAGAAGGUUGGCCGCAAGAAGAAGGGCGGUUCAGAUUCCGAUUCGGAUGACGACUGGAAACGGGCAAAGCCGGCGAAGAACAAGAAAGGCCCAGGCAGCGGUCGAAAGAGUACUGGUUUCACCAGACCGUACACACUGUCGCCGGAACUGGCCGCCAUAUGCGGUGCGGAAUCUCUGCCCCGGCAUGAGGUGGUCAAGAAGGUUUGGGCUAUCAUCAAGGAGCGCAAUCUGUACGACCCGAAGAACAAACAGUUCGCCAUCUGCGACUCUGAGCUGCAAAAGGUCAUCGGCGUUAAGCGGUUCCGCACGUUCGGCAUGCUCAAAUACUUAAAACCGCAUUUCCUGAACUAAUCGUAAGAUAAUAGUGACGCAGAAAAGUACGUACCAGUACCGUAUCAGCUUUUAGUUGUCUCCUAUCUAAAAUAACUUCCUAUUUACCUACUUACUGCAAAUACUAUACGAUAAAUGAUGUUCAAGGCAAGAAUGAAUAACAAAUUCUUAAGAUUUCGUUUCCUCCGUAUGCAAAACUAAUUAUGGAGACGAACAGAGGAAACCCGGUGCUUCUGUCCGGGAAUCCGACAGUUACUAUAAUGAACUACUAGUUGUGAAAAUUAGAAACGUAAUUUCAAGCAAGUAAACAUACAACACGGACAAAUAGGAAUUACUCUAACAUACACAGAAUUAUUUUUAUUCCAUCUUUCCCUUAAUUUCGACAAUUAAAUAGAUCGAAAAUGGGAUGAAAGUUUUAAUUUUUAUCAAAAUACACACACACACAAAACAAACUUUAAUGGUAGCAUUUAGAGAUGUAGAACACGAAAGUUCAUAUGAUUGUGGUAAGAGCAAAUGCAAAUUUCUACGAAUAAAGAGUAAAGUGUACUGAA